Molecule: messenger RNA, 975 nt
Organism: Micropterus salmoides (largemouth bass)
Lineage: Eukaryota; Metazoa; Chordata; Actinopteri; Centrarchiformes; Centrarchidae
Product: laminin subunit alpha-2-like
Exons: 7
Coding region: 65-907 (280 amino acids)
Source: RefSeq, a predicted model, not a curated record
UCUGCAUCUCCUUUAUUUUUCCUCUCAGAUCCGUGUGAGUCGUAACAAGCAGAGAGGUCUACUUAUGGUUGAUGGGCGAUACAGUAAACAGAUGAUCAGUCCGAAGAAGGCUGACCUGUUAGAUGUGGUGGGAGUACUGUAUGUUGGUGGAUUACCAAAAAACUACACAUCCAAGAGAAUAGGACCGAUUCUCUACAGUAUCAAUGGAUGUAUCCGUAACUUUAAGAUGGUGGGAGGCCCUGUAAGCACCAAGGCAGCUGCCACAGGUCGCUCUGAAGUCAUUGAGGACUUUAAAUUGAAUAUGGCCACGCCCACUUCUAGUCACAUGGUAGGGAGGUGCUUUGUUGCUACUGAGACAGGCACCUAUUUUGACGGCACUGGCUUCCUGAAAGCAGUCUCUUCUUACAGGGUGGGUCUAGAUGUGUCAAUUGCAUUAGAGUUCAGAACCAGCAAAACCAAUGGAGUGCUUUUUGCCAUAAGUAACCAAGCCAACGAUGGACUCGGACUGGAGAUUGUCCAGGGCAAGCUGCUCUUCCACGUUGACAACGGAGCUGGACGAAUCACAGCCGAGCACAUGCCUGAGGGCGAGGGCUUCUGCGAUGGCCAGUGGCACUCUAUCACUGCCAACAAGCUUCGCCACAGGGUGGAGCUGGUGGUCGACGGGAAGGAGAGCCAAGCAGAGAGCCCUAACGCACGCUCCAACACAUGUGACACCAAUGACCCCAUCUAUGUCGGGGGAUAUCCUGAUGGAGUUCGUCAGGCAGCGCUCUCUACCAGCACAUCUUUCAGAGGUUGUUUGAGGAACCUGAAGAUCACCAAGGCUUCAAAGACCAUGGAUGUGCAGUUCAACAAGGCUCUAGAGAUCAAAGGAGUCCAGCCUCUCUCCUGUCCUGCUGUAGCUGCUUAACCGGUACCUUAGCGCAUCCACUUUGUUUCCUCUAAUACAGUACUUCUUCAAGGAGCUACACAGGGCAC